AUGGAACCAUCGUCAGAUCCAUCCAAAACGUUUGAUGAUGAUGAUGGUGGUGACGGGCAAAGCGAUGAUCGUAAUCAGCCACUUGAUGUUGACUCCAUGACUCCAGCAGAUCGCUCCAAUGCUCUCCGAAGUCAUCGGAUACGCUUCGAAGACGCUAUCAAUCCAAAUGCCGAACGCGUCAGUCUUGUUCAAUCUCUCGACAUCGUAUUAGGAAGAGGGAAACGACUUCAGGACUUGCCUGGCAAUACUCGUAUGAGACGCAUCGUGCACAAGUACAGGAAUAUGUAUCACUCUUCCAAGCGAGUACACAAACGCAUGCUUGUGGAGACUGUGUACCAAGAAAUCAUUCAAAAUGGAGCGAGGUUUCUACUGAAACAAGAAGAAUCAGAGGAUAAGGAUGCAUACAUUGUCGUUGGCAAAGAAAUUGCCUUGCAGAAAGUGAGCAAUGUGUUGCGAAGCAAAAAGCGUAGUAAUCUUCAGGAGACGACUCCAACAUUUUCGAGUGAGCAGGCUACGCUUCGUCCAGAGCUUGCAAUGUCGCAGCGAUCCGUGGAUUCUUCUUUUGGAAGGAGCAGCCACGGUCAACAACAACAACAACAGCAACAACACUUGGCUUUCGGCAAUGAAGUUGCUCGGUUGCCAAUGAAUAAUCCACUUUUAUUAUCAUCAUCACCAUUGGAUUUAUUUGGAUCGCUACCAGCAGCCGCAGCAGCCAGUUCCAUGUAUCGGUCGUCGCUACCAAUGACUUCCGCUUCUUCCAUACCAACCACGGCGACUCCGUUCGAACAACAAAUGAACAUGGCCGCCAUGGCAAAUCGUCUGAUGGAGCAAGACCGAAUGAUUCGAAAUGCCAUGACGAUUCAACGAUUGAAUGCUCUGCAACAAGAGUCACACUCUCGAGCUGCUGCAUUGUAUUCACAAGCCUCUCUCCUAGGUGGAGCACGACUACGGAACACGAAUAAUGCGGUCUUUCCUCCUUCGGCGGGUCCUCCUCGUCCUCCUCAGAAUCAACAACAGUUCCAACAACAACAGCAACAGCUCCAACAACAGUUCCAACAGCAACAGUUCCAACAACAGUUCCAACAACAGUUCCCACAUUUGUCCAAUAGUACUGCUACGCCAAAUACGGCACCACGACGGCCCGAACAAGAGGAUGAUGAUGAAAGAUGA
Molecule: messenger RNA, 1170 nt
Organism: Cylindrotheca closterium
Lineage: Eukaryota; Bacillariophyta; Bacillariophyceae; Bacillariales; Bacillariaceae
Source: the annotation of a GenBank genome assembly